AUGCAUCGCCAAUCCGUUGUGCGGCUGGCUCGCCAGUAUGGAGCCUUCCCGCUGGCUGAAUUACCGCCGCCGUAUCUUGCGCCCUCCCUUCACUUCCCCCUGAACCGGUCGUCAGUCCAGAGCUCGAACUUUUCUUCCACCGCACCGGCUGCUGGCAAAGGUCGCGACCUGAACAAAGCCCGUGCUGUAUCUGCAAUCCACCGGACCGGACCGAGAUUCAGAUUGGGCGCAUCGAAAUACCCAUUGCCCAAGCCUGUUUCGCCCGAAAAGCUUGAGAAACGCGAGUCUUCCCCGAACCAUGGGCUAUGGGGCUUCUUCCCCAAGGAUCGUCAGCCACUGAGCACGCCGGAAUAUGACAAUGCGCACGGUCGGUCGUGGUCCAUCCAAGAACUCCGCGAAAAGUCCUGGGAGGACCUCCACUGUUUGUGGUGGGUCUGUGUCAAGGAGCGCAAUCGCAUAGCCACUUCCAACCUCGAAAGGAAGCGCCUGAAGGCAGGUUACGGAGAAUGGGAAGCUCAACAGCGGGCUCAAGUGAUCCGUGUUACGCAGAAUGGUAUCAGGCACGUCCUUCGUGAGAGGUGGUAUGCUUGGGAGGAUGCUCAGAAGCUCUACGAGAAGGGAUACCGCCCCCAAAACGAGGAUAGCGAAGAGUCGGCAUAA
Aspergillus puulaauensis is the source of this 660-nucleotide messenger RNA. It is a transcript of the gene mrpl4, whose product is annotated as mitochondrial 54S ribosomal protein uL29m. Lineage: Eukaryota; Fungi; Ascomycota; Eurotiomycetes; Eurotiales; Aspergillaceae. The coding region runs from base 1 to 660 and encodes 219 amino acids. Gene Ontology annotation, biological process: mitochondrial translation. The record is from RefSeq and is a predicted model, not a curated record. Gene Ontology annotation, molecular function: structural constituent of ribosome. The transcript is spliced from 3 exons. Gene Ontology annotation, cellular component: mitochondrial large ribosomal subunit; mitochondrial ribosome.